GUUUCAUAUUCUUCCGCACCUUGAAAGAAAAGGGGAAAAAACCCUCACACAUAUCUACAUAUACGCACAUCCACCUGCUCUUUUUCACUCGAUUGCUUUCACCGGCUGGUCUUACAACAAUAACAACAUCAGCAAAGGGAACAACAGGUACAGUAUCAAUAUGGAGGAGCGCGGUGAUGCUUUGAUGGCGGAGGGGGAAAAGCAGCUCAAGAAGCGGUCGUGGUUCUCGUCGAAUGACACCAAGAUUGAUGGGGCGCACGACAACUUCAUGCAGGCGGCGACGCAGUAUAAGGCAGCAGGGAACUUCGCCAAGGCCGCCGAGGCCUACAAGCGUGCGGCAGAGAUGUCGCACAAGAACAAGAGCGAGGGUGAUCAGUCCGUAGAAAUGGAAGAGGCGGCGAAGGCGUACGUGAAAGCCGGCGACGCCAAGACCGCUGCCGCGAUGUUGCGGGAAGUGGUGGACAUGUACGACAAAGGGCAGAAGUACACAAAUGCAGCCAAGGCGUGUGCUGCGCUGGGCGACAUUACAAUGGGCGAUGAGGCGAUGAAGUGGCUCCAGCAAGCCGUGCGCUACUACCGCAACCAAGGUGCCAAGGUAACUGCCUCUGAAAUUGUGAUCAAGAUGGCUGAUCUGAAGGCACGGUCAGGUGACUACGCAGGUGCGCAGCAGAUUUACGACCAGUGCGCGCGUGAGGCGUUAGAGGACCGCGUGGCACGCGGCAAUGCCCGUAAGCUGUUCUUCACCGCACUGCUGUGCCAGAUUGCGCAAAUGACGUCGGACAGUUUGAUGGAGGAUGUCGGCGUGCUAGAGGAGCGCUUUCAGGAGUAUCAGGAGUUGGACACGCAGUUCAACAUGAACACUCGCGAGCACAUGGUCAUCACGGACCUCAUCGCCGCAUUCCAAGGCGAGGAUGCUAACGCGUUCGAUGAGGCGGUGCGCGAGUACGACAACAUCUGUCCGCUCGACGACAUGCGCGAGAAGAUGAUCUUGAAGGGCAAGCAAGCUCUCCGCGAGCGCGCCAGUGACCUCCGGUAA
Molecule: messenger RNA, 1036 nt
Organism: Leptomonas pyrrhocoris
Lineage: Eukaryota; Euglenozoa; Kinetoplastea; Trypanosomatida; Trypanosomatidae
Exons: 1
Coding region: 161-1036 (291 amino acids)
Biological process (GO): intracellular protein transport; SNARE complex disassembly
Cellular component (GO): vacuolar membrane; SNARE complex
Molecular function (GO): syntaxin binding; soluble NSF attachment protein activity
Source: RefSeq, a predicted model, not a curated record